GAGGUUUUCCAUUACGCUGUGUCAAAGUGAACUGUAUGCUUGCUGGGAAACCAUAAAGUAUGGUGUCUAACCUUUAUUAAAUUAUUUAAACCAAUACUUUGCCAGAAUAUGUCGCAUUUUUAUAAAGAUUUGAAUUAACAUGACGUGUGCGGGAGAAGAUGCCUUGGGAGGUUCGGGAACUACAGCAGUUAUCAGUGUGGAGACGAUCCAAGAUAUUGUCCUCAAAUCGGAGGUAGAAGGAAAAUUCGACGAGAGAGCAGGCAAACGAAUUCACGAUCGUAUUGCUGCCGUCAACACUCUUCGUUUGGAGUUCAGAGGUAUCAUAUGUAUAGACAGUCUAUGGAUGCUUACUAAUUUAACGGAGCUCUACUUGAACAACAAUAGUAUCCAAAAAAUUGAGAAUAUAGAGAACCUUGUCAAUUUGACGAAAUUAGAUCUGAGCUUCAAUCAGAUUAAAAAAAUUGAGAAUCUAGAGGAGCAAAUUAAACUGUCAAAACUUUCACUUUCUUACAAUCAAAUAUCAAAACUAGAGAAUCUUGACAACUGCCCCCAGUUGAAGGUCCUGGUUUGCAGUAACAACUUACUCGCAGAUUUGGAUGACAUUCAAUAUUUGCGUAAGUUCGAACACUUAAGAACUUUGACAAUGAUCGGGAACCCUUUCUCGAAUGCUGGCAGUUUCGUCGACCACGUGGCUAAAGAAUUACCGCAGUUGGUUUAUCUCAAUUUCCAAAUGUUGCGGACGAAGGAUGGCAAAGACUCUCGACUUCUUCUAGUUCAAAGAAAAUUCGCCGAUGAUAUGUCGAAAGUGAGUCAUCACAUUAAAUUUGAAGGAAAAAUAUACGAGAGUGAGCUAGAACUGCAUACAGAUGCUUUUGUUGAGUAUUUAGAGGACCACCAGCUUUUUGAUUCUUUUGGUUUAUCAAAUGAUCUAAGAGAAAUAUACGUCGAGACAACAGAAACACAAAUCCACUGCGACAAGUUUCAGUCGGCUGUUUUCGAGUGCACGCAUCAAAUUUUUGAACUUGGACUUAAACAGCUGUCUCUUCGAAUUCAAGAGUUGAAUGACUACAAUGAGUCAAUGACCAAAAUUGAACAAGAUUUCGCUUCUACGAGUAGCGGACUUAUUGAUCAGUUCGGGGAGGAGAAGAACACCAUAUUUUCCGACCUAAAGAAACACAUGAAUAAAAUGUCGAGGCACAAAAAUGAGGAAGUAUUGGGGGAGCUGAAGAAGUUGCAGGAUACUUUUGAAACCCACUUGCAGAAAAUAUGGUUUGAGUUGAUGCGCCUUGAAGAUAUUCGCAGCAUUCAAAUAAAGGAUCUGCUAGGAGUCCUCAAGCAAAACAUUCAAUCAAUCGUGAAAGAUUUCACUCACAAUGCAAAAGGUUAUUUCAGCCAAAUCAGAGAACACGUAAACUAUUUCAUACUGCUGUUAAAGGACCACGUUCAAACCCACUCAGCACUAAAUGAAACGGAGGCCUACAAUCAAAUCUCAGAACAGGCUGAAGCGAUUUUGGAGCGGUUAAAUAUUGCGAAGGAAAUGAUGUACAAUGUUAUCGACAAGAGAGAAGAUACUUUGAUUAUUUCUGCUUGGGAUUGGUACGAUGACCUCUUCCAACAGCUCGAACAGAAAGAAUUCGCUCGAAGCAGGAACAUGAUACUACAAAUAAAUACCUUCUCCGACUUCCAGCUGGUCGAGCUGUCUGCAGAGCUGUCAAACACGGCUCCCCAAGAACAAACGGAAUUUUCAUUCUCUGAGCUUCAAAUGAUCAAGGAUCUUUCUCAAAUUGUGUGAUAAAGCAGUGUCAAUAAAAUAGUAUUUUCUGAA
Messenger RNA from Bemisia tabaci, 1825 nucleotides. Lineage: Eukaryota; Metazoa; Arthropoda; Insecta; Hemiptera; Aleyrodidae. The record is from RefSeq and is a predicted model, not a curated record.